Messenger RNA from Lobosporangium transversale, 1209 nucleotides. RefSeq names its product 3-beta hydroxysteroid dehydrogenase/isomerase family-domain-containing protein. The transcript has 3 exons. The record is from RefSeq and is a predicted model, not a curated record. Gene Ontology annotation, biological process: steroid biosynthetic process. NCBI's taxonomy places the organism in Eukaryota, Fungi, Mortierellomycota, Mortierellomycetes, Mortierellales, Mortierellaceae. The coding region runs from base 42 to 1091 and encodes 349 amino acids. Gene Ontology annotation, molecular function: 3-beta-hydroxy-Delta5-steroid dehydrogenase (NAD+) activity.
UUUUUUUUUUAAUACCUCCUCGUAUCAUCAUCAUCAUUAAAAUGGCUUCCGCUACUAUAAAGUGUCUCAUUACUGGAGGAAACGGAUUCCUUGGACGUUGGAUCGUUGAGGAAUUCAUCAAACGCACUGAUUACUCCCUCACCAUCCUCGACAUCUUCAUCCCCACUAAUGCUCAACCCAAUGAGCGCAUCUCUUACAUUCAAGGCGACAUCACUGACAAGGAAGCUGUCCGCACAGCCCUCAAGGGCCAUCAUAUCUGUAUUCAUGUAGCCUCACCCCCUCACCACUUCCCUGCUGAAAAGUUCAAGCGGAUCAAUAUCGAGGGCACUCAGAAUGUGAUCGAUGCCUGUCUGAGUGAAAACGUCGGCCGCCUCGUCUACACCUCCUCCGCCAGUGUCCUUCAGGAUGGUUCCCCCCUUGAAAACGCUGACGAAACCUUCCCUAUCCCAAAGACCUUCAUUGAGACUUAUGCAGAGACAAAGGCCAUUGCUGAGGGUAUGAUCCUCAGAGCCAAUUGCGAUCGAUUGCUCACCUGUUCUCUUCGUCCCAGCGGUAUCUUUGGACCAGGCGAUACCCAGGGAACUCCAGGAUUCUUGGACGUCAUGAAGAAGGGUCAGCAUGUCCUCCAGAUCGGUGACAACUCUGGACUCUUUGACUGGACCUAUGUUGAGAAUGUCGCUUAUUCACAUGUUCUUGCUGCACAAAAACUUGUUCCUGGCUCUGGGGUUGCUGGACAGGCAUUCUUCAUUACCAAUGGAACUCCAACACCGUUCUGGAACCAUCCACGUGCAUUGAUGGCUGAAAAGAAUAUUGUUGCUCCCUACGUGAUUGUUAUCAACUACCAUGUCGCGCUUGUCAUUGCUUUCUUGUCAGAAAUGGCUAGCCUUAUCAAGAAGAUGCUGGGCAAGGAAUCCAAAGAGGGCUUCACACGUGUCCGUGUCCGUUAUAUCUCCUUCAAUCGCUAUUUCAACAUCAACAAGGCUAGGACCCUUCUGGGGUAUGCGCCUGUAGUUGGAUACAAGGAAGGAAUCAAGAGGACAAUGGCCCAUUUCAUCGAGCAGGAGGAAUUAGAGGCAAAAAAGACAAAGUAAAGUAAAGUAAAAUUAGAUUAGCAUCAACCGCAAAAGCACACCUAGAGACCUAGAGACCUAGAGACCUAGAGAAUGAGCUGUAAUUCCACUCUUCAAAUAAACUACCGUAUGAGCAUCU